Fusarium subglutinans is the source of this 2703-nucleotide messenger RNA. RefSeq lists its product as uncharacterized. The coding region runs from base 1 to 2703 and encodes 900 amino acids. Gene Ontology annotation, molecular function: NAD+ binding. The transcript is spliced from 8 exons. NCBI's taxonomy places the organism in Eukaryota, Fungi, Ascomycota, Sordariomycetes, Hypocreales, Nectriaceae. The record is from RefSeq and is a predicted model, not a curated record.
AUGCGCGCACUUACCAUAAGUUUUCUUUUGAGCGCUUUUGCUCGUAGGACUUUGGCCAAGGAUGACUGUAUCAACAACGACAUUCCCUUCCAGGCAUGCGCUCCCAUCGGUGCAUAUUAUCCACCACCCACCAUCGACAGAUCCUCUGAAACUUUCAAGAAGCUUACGUCCCAGUUCACCAAGACCUUUGAUGACCUCAUCAAGAACGGCGGUAGCGAUAAGUAUGGUCCAAUCACGCCCAACACUACAUCCUUCUCUGUGGUCAUCUUCGGUGGUGCCGAGUCCCUUCGAGAUGAUCCCAUCUUCUUCGAGUAUCACUAUACAUCCCCUGAAGAUCAAGCCUCGAACGCAAACCUCACUUCGGACACCAGAUUUCCAGUUGGUGAUGUGAGCAUGGUAUUCACUGUUUAUGCUUGGCUUGUCAAGAUGGGGGAGCGAUGGGAGACGCCUAUCACUAAGUAUUUGCCUGAACUAGCCAAGGUCAAGGGCCCGCUUACGGCGAACUGGGAGGACAUUACCAUUGGAGCUUUGGCAGGCCAAAUCUCAGGCCUCAGCCGAGAGUCCGGAGCAUGUGUUGUUGGCAAGGCUUGUGACUGGAAGGUUCAAGCUUUCCAGAAGGCCUUUGUGAAGAGGACGCCAUACUUCCUCUCGGAUACAACUCCAGUGGUUUCUUACGCCGCUUUCCAGCUCUUGGUCUUUGCUGUGCAACGAAGUGAUGGCGGCGAUUGGCCCUCGAUUCUGGACAAGACUCUUUUACAACCUCUCAACAUGAGCGACAGUGGAGUCUUGAUCCAUGGUGUCGAAGAUAUCUUUGCCAUGGGGAGUCUCAACACUUCGGCGAUUGGUGAGCCAGGUGCCUUAUCAUUCGUUAGCUCCGUCAAAGAUCUCGCACGCGCUGGGCACUCUAUUCUUGCUUCCGAUCUCCUUUCGCCUGCUGUUACCCGUCGCUGGCUUCAUCCCAAUGUCGAUACUUCCAAUCUUCGCAAUGGCGUAGGUCGACCUUGGGAAGUUUACCGUGCCGGCAACGCCAUUUCACCCAUUCUAGAUGCCUUGACGAAGAGCGGAGCCAUUGGCAAGUAUGCGAGCUACUUUGGACUCACCACCGACUUCAACGCUGGCUUCGCUAUUCUGGCUCAUGAUCACAGUGUCGAGAACAGAAAGCUUGACUUGAACGUGCACGCCGAUAUCGUUAGCGAAGUUCUCGGGUACCUUCAAGUCAUUGCCGCCAAAGAACUCGAGGCGCGCUAUGCCGGAUCGUACUCGGGCAAGGAAGCUGAGGCUACUUUGAACACCACUGAUAACGGCCGGGGUCUCGAAGUUCAGAAGCUUGUGAUUGGUGGGGUGAACAUUAAGAAGCAAAUAGCCCAGAAGCUCGGCAUUCACGCUGAUGAUCUGGACUUCAGAAUCUACCCAACCAAUGUUCAAGACAAAAACCGCCAUCAGUUCAUUGCCAUUUUCCAGAACAAGAGUGCCCCUAUUGACAUGGGCACCCCGACAUGUAUUACUUGGCAGGAAAUUGGUGCUGAUGCAGAAAUCAGCUUUGUUUUCAUAAUGGGGCAGGAUGGCGAGGCCAUUGGACUUGAGGUUGCGGAAAUGGCUUCCUCGGCGCCGAAAGUUGCGCCACCUGAGCGUCGCGAUCCUCUAGAUGCUAUUGACGAGCAGGCGGGUGAGAUUGUGGCACUUAUUAAGAAGAGCAAGCACUUCAUUGUUUUCACGGGCAUUCCCGACUUUCGUGGCCCCGAAGGUGCCUGGACACUGAGAGCUCAAGGGCGAGCCCGUACUGGAAAGGCCACGAGCACGCUUCAGGCCAUUCCGACACCGACGCACAUGGCUUUGGUGGAGCUCCAGAAUCAAGGUGACCUGAAGUAUCUCGUCAGUCAGAACUGCGACGGCUUGCAUCGAAGGAGCGGCAUCCUGCGGGAUCGCAUUUCAGAACUCCACGGUAACAGCAACCGAGAGUGCUGCAAAGAUUGUGGUAAAGAGUACAUACGAGACUUCCGUGCUGUCGCCAGCUAUGAAAAGUCUGUGCAUGACCAUCGGACAGGCCGUAAGUGCACCGCAUGCGGAGAGAAUCUCCUUGACACCAUCAUCAACUUUGGGGAAUUCUUACCAGAGGAACCGCUCAAGCUUGCUCGAAGUCAUGCCAAAAAGGCUGAUCUUUGCAUUGCGCUUGGUUCGUCUCUUAGCGUUCCUCCAGCGAGCGGCAUCCCCGAGACAUGUGGAAAGAGUAAAAGAAGCAAGCUUAUCAUCUGCAACCUACAAGAGACUUUCAUGGAGGGUCUAGCAGAUAUGCAUGUUUGGGCCGAGUCCGAUGUUUUGAUGACAAGAGUGAUGGAUAGGCUUGGAUACAGCAUUCCAAGUUUUAUCUUGAAGCGCAGGCUUGUGAUUAAGAUUGAACCUGAUACUCAUGAUCGCCAGGUCAUUGUAUUGACUGGUGUCGACGAUGACGGUACUCCAGUCACAUACCUUCAGUCUGUCAAGCUUGAGGACAGCAGACGUAUAGUAAGGUCCGAGCCCUUCUCAUUCGUCUUCCGAGAAGCUCUCAGUACUGGAGCCGAGGUCAAGUUUGCACUUGAGUUUAUGGGACAUUACAACGAACCUAAUGUCGUUAUUGACUAUAGUGUUCCCGAAGAAGAGGGCGCAGAGACGGUGUACGAUCUUUCAUAUGAUCCGAGUACGGGAGAAUGGGUGAUUAUCCGAUAA